Heterostelium album PN500 is the source of this 231-nucleotide messenger RNA. RefSeq lists its product as uncharacterized. Lineage: Eukaryota; Evosea; Eumycetozoa; Acytosteliales; Acytosteliaceae. Bases 1 to 231 code for a protein of 76 amino acids. The transcript has 3 exons. The record is from RefSeq and is a predicted model, not a curated record.
AUGUUAUUCAAAUCAUUAAGAAAUAUCCAAUUCUCCUCAAACAUGUCCAAUUUUCAAAUUUUAAAUACUCAUACUGUUGGAUCAAGUUUGAAUACUAAUGGAUUGGAAUCUUCAGUUAAUACUACAGCAACACCUGUUUUCAAAUCAUUUGAUCAAAUUUCAGUCAUUCCAAGAGAAAAACAAAAAGGUUCACAUGAUAGAUUAUAUUUCUAUCUAAAUUCUAAAUUUUAA